AGACUCUUGAGACUCGACUGUUAAAGGCGUUUGAUUUACAUCUACCUUCAGGCUGUCUGUGUCUCUCCGCUUAUCUCCAGUCUGCUGCUCACAACCACGACCACGACCACGACCACGACCCCAUUCCCUCGUUCCUAGAAGAGCUGGCUAUCUUCUCCUCGGACCAGUCCAUGAUCGCAUAAUAUCCCGGUGCUAAUCGACUCAAGUCUCAAACCAUUCAAGCCCCGACGACGGGGUGACUGUAUCCCGCGCUAUCCAUUCUAUGGUCUACAGAGUCGAAUCAUCAUCCUUCGCCAUGGUGAUGCUACACAAGACCGAGGCAUUCGUGAUGCGCUAUACCUCCAAGCACAAGACAUCCUGGAUCGCCCAACGGUACCUUGCAGAACCUCAUGUCAUCCAACCCAAGAUCAGACACAUGUACGCGACCCGCGAUAAAACAUUAUGGUGGCAGGCCAUUUCAUCCGCGUUAAGCAACCUGCGGCGGGUGGUGCGGGCACAUUGUUGCCGGAGAGCCCGGCUGGCUUUCCGGCUGGCGCUGAAGGAGCAUGGGUUUGAUGGGGAGGGGAGAAGGAUCGGGGAUAAGACUCAGGACCUGGACUGGAGGCAAAGCGGGUUGACAGGGACGCUGGAUCUGGCACUUAAGGAGCCGAUCGCUCAGAUGCCAUUUGAUGUUCUGCAGAGGGAGAUGAAUGUUGGGGUGAGUGCAUUGGUAAAUCACAAGAAAAAGAUGGAUGCCGGACUAUAUAAGCGGCCGACGCAAAAUGCCGGACUGGAUCAGAAUUCGAGGCAGAUCGAGAUGAGCAGUGUACUAGUAUAUGACUGGACUGCGAGGAAUUCAAGGCACUGACGGAUGAAGUUGAUGUUCUGCGUGGACGGGUAGUACGGAUUGUAUAUUUAUUUAUUUGUAGAACGGCUUACUACAGAGAUCCCUUGCGAGGACCGGGGUGCGCAAGACGCAAGACAUGCAGCAGUUAGUUUUCUGUCAGCCAUGCGUAGAUGGUCGUCCAUGACAGAGUCAGAC
Molecule: messenger RNA, 1021 nt
Organism: Aspergillus heteromorphus CBS 117.55
Lineage: Eukaryota; Fungi; Ascomycota; Eurotiomycetes; Eurotiales; Aspergillaceae
Exons: 1
Coding region: 263-847 (194 amino acids)
Source: RefSeq, a predicted model, not a curated record